Dreissena polymorpha is the source of this 1502-nucleotide messenger RNA. Its product is annotated as GTP-binding protein REM 1-like. NCBI's taxonomy places the organism in Eukaryota, Metazoa, Mollusca, Bivalvia, Myida, Dreissenidae. Gene Ontology annotation, molecular function: GTP binding; GTPase activity; calcium channel regulator activity. The record is from RefSeq and is a predicted model, not a curated record. The transcript is spliced from 5 exons. The coding region runs from base 93 to 1340 and encodes 415 amino acids. Gene Ontology annotation, cellular component: plasma membrane.
ACCAGAUACAGCGUAUGUCAACACGGACGGUAUAUUUCGUAUUGGAAACUUGAAAUACCACAGGGUCUAUCGAUCCUUACAAUACAACAGAUAUGACGAAACAAGCCAUGAUGGAUGCGGAUGGGAAUAUAAGGAAAUUAAGCGUUCCUAAAAUAUGUCACAUUGACGCCGGCGAACAGAACGAAUCCGUACACAAAGAAGUCACAGUCGCGGACAAAAACAAACUCUUCAAACGUCGAAUGCAAUUGCGAGAAUCGGAAAUGGACGCUCAAACACAUCUUCAGCCAUCUGUCCAUGGUCGUUCAGUGUCGUUUAGGAACAGACCGCGACCAAAAUUACUGAAUGUAGACGUGUGUCGUCCACGACGUAGCAGCUUGCCGUCGCCGUCAGCGAACUUUUUGUCUGUCUCAUAUGAUAACAUUCCUGUGCAAAAGGAAUCAACGUCGGAGCAGCAGCCGCUGAGACGAGUGCGAUCCUUUAAGACAACAUCUAAGGGUGGAAUCGUAAACCGAGGCGACUCCUUCAAGAGAAGUGCCAACAGUAUAAACUCAAAUGGAAGUGUGAUACCGUGCGAACAAGGUGCAAACAACGCUUUGUCACAGAGUCGCCAAAGGAUUGAUAGCACGCAUUCCAAAGAUAGCGGAACGGCAGUGAGCAAUUGCUCUUCGCUCGAGCCUGAUGUCUUCAAAGUUGCUAUUCUGGGAGACAAAGGAGUUGGGAAAACGUCGCUAACAAAUCAAUUUAUGACAUCGGAAUUUGUAGCAUUCGAAAACGAUCAAGACGUAAAUGACAGUGAAAGUGAACGACACGUUACGGUGUUACUGAAUUCAGAAGAAUCGACACUUGACAUCGUUGAUAAAGAUCUAGACAAACAUGAACUCAGCGACGGCACGUUCGACGCCUUUGCUGUCGUGUAUUCCAUCACAGAUCGAGUUAGCUACCAAUCAGCGGUGGAUAUAUUAUAUGAUCUGAGACACGAACUUUCGAUUAAAGACAAACCUGCAAUUAUGAUUGCAAACAAAAUCGAUCUGGUGCGAAAACGAAAGGUUUCCAAAGAAGAAGCUCGAUCGGUUGCUAAGCAAUACAACUGCAAGUACUGUGAGACGUCAGCGGCCCUGAACCACCAUGUUGAUGAACUUCUAGUGGGUAUCCUAAGUCAAAUAAGGCUUAAUAAGACCCCCGGGCUUCAAAUGGACCGGCCUAGCUUCAUGGAAAAAGGUCACAAGAGUAAGAUGGCUAAAUGCAGUCUUCCUGGUCCAAAACGGUUGCUUAAUUUCCUGUUUAAGAAUAGCACAUCGCGACCGUCUGUCCAUGAGUGUGAAAACUUAUUCUCAAUUUGACUUUGGUGCAUCGUUAUUAUGUUACUCUUUCUUGUUUGUUCACCAUCUUUUACAGUAACUGCGUCAUUAUAUUUUUGUAUCAUUAUUAAUUUAAAUUUGUAUAUUUUAGUUUGUUUAUAUGUUGUGUUAUACACAUGGUAAUAAAUAUUUCUUAUAUGGCAA